Molecule: messenger RNA, 1342 nt
Organism: Aspergillus versicolor CBS 583.65
Lineage: Eukaryota; Fungi; Ascomycota; Eurotiomycetes; Eurotiales; Aspergillaceae
Exons: 2
Coding region: 66-1295 (409 amino acids)
Biological process (GO): transmembrane transport
Cellular component (GO): fungal-type vacuole membrane
Molecular function (GO): transmembrane transporter activity
Source: RefSeq, a predicted model, not a curated record
CGCGAAUUCUCGCGAUGGCCUCGUCCCCAUAGCGCAAUACACCUCGGCAGGAAGUACGGUCCGCUAUGCUGGACCUUGAAACACCCACAGACUACCCCGAAGGCGGGCUCCAGGCAUGGCUGGUGGUCGUCGGUGCCUGGUGCGCCAUGAUCCCCUCCAUGGGCCUGUUGAAUACUCUGGGGACGCUGCAUUCCUGGACCAGCGAACACCAGCUGAUGGGCUACUCGGACUCCAGUAUCGGGUGGAUAUUCGGUGCUUAUGGGUUUUUCCUCUACGUCGCUGGUGCCCAGGCCGGGCCCAUCUUCGACUGCUACGGGCCCUUGUAUGUCGUCGUGCCUGGUUCUAUAGGAAUGGUCGCAUCUUUAAUCUGCUUUAGCUUUAGCACUGCAUACUACCAGAUAUUCCUCUCCUUCAGCGUCCUCGGCGGCCUCUCGGCCUGCACCCUCUUUAAUCCAGCUGUUUCGGUCAUCGGCCACUGGUUUGACUGUCGCCGAGGAGUCGCUACUGGCAUUGCCUGCACUGCUGGUGGUGUCGGUGGCGUCAUCUUCCCGGUUAUUGUCAUGUUUGCUGCCCCCAGAGUCGGAUUCGGCUGGGCUAUUCGCAUCAUUGCAUUUCUCUCCGCCGGUUUACUUGCAAUGGCCUGUCUUUUUAUGCGUACCAGACUGCCACGUCCCAAGGGAAAGUCGGCGGCAAUCGACUUCAAGGCCCUGUCCGAUCCCCGCUACGCCACGACAACACUCGCCGUGUUCCUGGUUGAAUUCGCAGUCUUCAUUCCGAUCACCUAUGUCUCCAGCUAUGCACUUCAUGUUGGAAUAGCCAAGAACAUGUCCUAUGCACUAAUUCCUCUGCUCAACGCCGGGGCCAUCCCCGGUCGUUUUCUUCCAGGGCUUGUGGCGGACCGACUUGGGCGCUUCAACGUCAUGAUUGCCACCUCUCUCUUCUGCUCCAUCCUCACCCUCGCUCUUUGGAUUCCGAUCGAAAGUAAUACUGCCGGUGUAAUCUGCUACGCAGUCCUCUUUGGCUUUUCCAGUGGUGCAGCAAUCAGCCUCACGCCUGUCUGUAUCUCGCAGGUGUGCAAGGUAGAGGACUACGGGCGCAGAAAUGGGACAACCUUCACGAUUUCCAGUAUAGGAACCCUUACCGGAAUCCCGAUAGCUGGAGCUAUUCUGCAAGCUGGCGAUGGGAACUACCAGGGGCUUAUUGGGUUUGGAGGAGCACUCUACUUUGCAGCUACAGUGGCAUUUAUCGUGGCCAGGGGAGUCUGCGCAGGAUGGAAGUUGAGGACAAUAUUCUAAGUUUAAGCAGACACUAUGUAGAUAAUUAGACAAAUUUGAUACUGUUG